CAAACACAGCCCAAUGUAAAAUCAUAAAAUGAACUCAGGAGUGCGAAGAUGAUCAGACCGGGAUCUGAGAUCAGUUUGCCAUUGCAUACCGGGAUUUAGCCAUGAUUUCGCAGUUCUUUGUGCUAUCACAGAGGGGCGAUAACAUCGUUUUCCGUGAUUACCGUGGCGAAGUAUCAAAAGGAAGUGCAGAGAUAUUUUUUCGUAAAGUAAAGUUCUGGAAGGAGGAUGGAGAGGAGGAAGCACCACCUGUCUUUAAUGUGGAUUCUGUGAAUUACUUUCAUGUGAAGGUUGCUGGCCUAUUAUUUGUUGCAACCACAAGAGGUAAUGUCUCUCCUUCUCUUGUUUUGGAGCUCUUACAAAGAAUUGCACGUGUAAUCAAAGACUACCUUGGGGUUCUCAAUGAAGAUUCCUUACGAAAGAAUUUCGUCCUUGUGUACGAGUUACUUGAUGAAGUAAUUGAUUUUGGAUAUGUACAAACAACAUCUACUGAAGUCUUAAAGUCCUAUGUAUUUAAUGAACCAAUUAUGGUUGAUGCUGCACGUUUGCCAUCCCUUGGCGCUGCUGCCAUUUUUAUGCAAGGAACAAAAAAAAUGCCAGGGACAGCUGUUACAAAAUCUGUUGUAGCAAAUGAACCUGGGGGUAGGAAGAGGGAGGAAAUAUUUGUAGACAUAAUUGAGAAAAUAAGUGUCACCUUCAGUUCUAGUGGUUAUAUACUUACUUCUGAAAUCGAUGGAACUAUCCAAAUGAAGAGUUAUCUUACUGGCAACCCAGAAAUCCGUCUAGCUCUUAAUGAAGACCUUAGCAUAGGAAGAGGAGGGAGGUCCAUAUAUGAUUAUACUAGUUCUGCUGGAGGAGGAUCAGUGAUGCUAGAUGAUUGUAAUUUCCAUGAAUCUGUACAUCUUGAUAGUUUUGACAUAGACCGAACUUUGAAUUUGGUACCUCCUGAUGGUGAAUUCACUGUGAUGAAUUACCGUAUGACCCAGGAAUUUAGGCCCCCUUUUCGAAUCAAUGCUUUGAUUGAAGAAGCAGGUCCCCUUAAGGCUGAGGUGAUUCUUAAGAUACGUGCUGACUUCUCCUCAACUAUUACUGCAAACACAGUUUUUGUACAGAUGCCAGUGCCAGCAUACACUACUAGGGUUAGUUUCGAGUUGGAACCUGGAGCAGUUGGAAAUACAACUGACUUUAAGGAAGCAAACAAGAGGCUUGAAUGGGGCUUAAAAAAGAUUGUUGGUGGAUCAGAGCAUACUCUACGUGCAAAGCUCACAUUUUCACAGGAAUCACAUGCAAAUAUCACAAGGGAAGCUGGACCAGUAAGCAUGACCUUCACCAUACCAAUGUACAAUGCUUCCAGGCUUCAGGUAAGAUACCUGCAGAUAGCAAAGAAAUCCAAGACCUACAACCCAUAUCGAUGGGUAAGAUAUGUGACACAGGCAAAUUCAUAUGUUGCUCGUAUAUGAUUUGUUGAUUUUUUUGUUUUUUUUUGUUUUUUGGUGUUUUCCCCCUUCCCUUUUCUGUUGUCUUCUGGCCAUUUCUCCCUUCCGCAUAGGGCCAUUAAUUUACAUCAGAGUUGGAAAAGUUGACAAAGAGCUGUUCUCUCGGCUACAAUUUGAAAGUACAUGUACAUUAAGCUCAGUUUGUUUUUGGUUAAGCUUUAUGGCCC
This is a messenger RNA of Nelumbo nucifera (sacred lotus), 1660 nucleotides long. RefSeq names its product AP-4 complex subunit mu. Gene Ontology annotation, cellular component: clathrin adaptor complex. The record is from RefSeq and is a predicted model, not a curated record. Lineage: Eukaryota; Viridiplantae; Streptophyta; Magnoliopsida; Proteales; Nelumbonaceae. Gene Ontology annotation, biological process: intracellular protein transport; vesicle-mediated transport.